Balaenoptera acutorostrata (minke whale) is the source of this 6339-nucleotide messenger RNA. RefSeq names its product zinc finger and BTB domain containing 25 (gene ZBTB25). The coding region runs from base 628 to 1935 and encodes 435 amino acids. The record is from RefSeq and is a predicted model, not a curated record. Gene Ontology annotation, cellular component: nucleus. Gene Ontology annotation, biological process: regulation of transcription by RNA polymerase II. Lineage: Eukaryota; Metazoa; Chordata; Mammalia; Artiodactyla; Balaenopteridae. The transcript is spliced from 3 exons. Gene Ontology annotation, molecular function: RNA polymerase II cis-regulatory region sequence-specific DNA binding; DNA-binding transcription factor activity, RNA polymerase II-specific; protein binding.
AGGUACUUCAAUUUGAACCAUUUUAUUGAAUCUAAGACAUGUUUUCACAUAUUGAAAUCUCCAACAUAGAGUUUUAUUUUGGUUUUUUAAUCUCCUUAUAAAUUGGUGGUAUUUUAGAAUCAGGAAAAUGGUAAAUACAAUAAAUAUUGACUUUUGGUUAAUUGGCCUUUUGGAACAAUACCCACAACCUGGAUUUUCAUUUAUAUUCUUAGAAGAUAGACUCAGGUCUCUGUAGGUUCUGUUAUCUUAUUUCUUAUUUCAUUGCUGCCUAAAAGCUUUUAAAAUGAGAUUGUAUGGGAGAGUUUUGUUUUGUUUUUUUUACUUGGGGAGGAGUAAGGGAAACUACUAUGUUUGAAUUAGUAGGAUUUUUAAAAGUAAUGAUGCCAAAAGCUCAGUUUCUCUGUACACUGGUGCCGAAUCGAAUCUUGGAGACAGAGUUCUGGGUGUAGUAGAAAAGGAUAGCUUUAUUACUUUGCCAGGCAAAGGGGGGGACACACGUGGGCUCCUGCCUCUAAAAACUAUGUAUCCCAACUUGGAGAGGAUACUGAGAAGUUUUAUAGUAAUGGUUCCAAGAGGGCAUGAUCAGCUCAUGGACAUUCUUCUGAUGGGUUGGUGGUGAGAGCCACAAUGGACACAGCUAGCCAUAGCCUUGUCCUUCUGCAGCAGCUGAACAUGCAGCGAGAAUUUGGUUUUCUGUGUGAUUGCACAGUUGCUAUUGGAGAUGUCUACUUCAAAGCCCACAGAGCAGUGCUUGCUGCUUUUUCUAACUAUUUCAAGAUGAUAUUUAUUCACCAAACAAGUGAAUGCAUAAAAAUACAACCAACUGACAUCCAACCUGACAUAUUCAGCUAUUUGUUGCACAUUAUGUACACGGGGAAAGGGCCAAAACAGAUUGUGGAUCAUAGUCGUUUGGAGGAAGGGAUUCGAUUUCUUCACGCCGACUACCUUUCUCACAUUGCGACUGAAAUGAAUCAAGUGUUCUCACCAGAGACUGUGCAGUCCUCAAAUUUAUAUGGCAUUCAGAUCUCAACGACCCAAAAAACAGCUGUCAAACAAGGGCUGGAGGUCAAGGAAGCUCCUUCCAAUAACAAUGGAAAUAGAGCUGCUGUCCAGGGUGACCACCCCCAGUUGCAGCUCUCUCUUGCUAUUGGGCUGGAUGAUGGCACUGCAGACCAGCAGAGGGCCCAUCCUGCUGCCCAGGCCUUGGAGGAGCACCAGAAGCCUCCCGUGUCCAUCAAGCAGGAGAGAUGUGACCCAGAAUCUGUGAUUUCCCAGAGCCAUCCCUCACCCUCUUCAGAGGUGACAGGCCCCACUUCCACCGAAAGCGGUAUCAAAAUACACCUAUGCCAUUACUGUGGGGAACGUUUUGAUUCCCGUAGUAAUCUGAGACAACAUCUCCAUACCCACGUGUCUGGAUCCCUCCCAUUUGGUGUCCCUGCUUCCAUUCUGGAAAGUAACGACCUUGGUGAAGUGCAUCCACUUAAUGAAAAUAGCGAGGCUCUUGAAUGCCGCAGGCUUAGCUCCUUCAUUGUCAAGGAUAAUGAGCAGCAGCCUGACCACUCAAACCGGGGUACCACAGAGCCUUUGCAGAUCAGUCAAGUGUCUUUGAUCUCCAAAGACACUGAGCCAGUAGAAUUAAACUGUAAUUUUUCUUUUUCAAGGAAAAGAAAAAUCAGCUGUACCAUCUGUGGUCAUAAAUUUCUCCGAAAGAGCCAAUUACUGGAGCACAUGUAUACACACAAAGGUAAAUCUUACAGAUAUAACCGAUGCCAAAGGUUUGGUAAUACAUUAGCCCAGAGAUUUCAGCCAUAUUGUGACAGCUGGUCUGACGUCCCCCUGAAAAGUUCUCGCUUGUCACAAGAACAGUUAGACUCAUCUUGUGCCUUAGAGUCAGAACUCACACAAGAAAAUGUGGAUACUAUCCUGGUUGAGUAGCAGUUUCUCCUUCAGGAUUUUUGUAUCAGUUCUGAAAAAGAAAACUCACAUGCAUUUUUUAAUUCAUAAAUUAUUUUUCUCCUCAAGUUCUAUUGACUUUUUCUUUACCAUUUAUCCAUAGUUUUAAGGUUGUAUGUAUUAGAUCUUCUUAUUGUGAAAUAUAUUGAUACAUAGCUACUAAAAUGUAACCUUCAAUUAGGGCUGUGAACUUUUCAUAAAUUAAAUCACAAUUUAGAAAUCAGAAAUCAAUAUAGAAGUAUGGAAGUUUUUCCAGGUUGUAGAAUCUGUAAAAUCAAAUCGAAUAUGAAAUAAGUGAAAUCUUUUUUAAAGAAUAUUCUAGACUAUCACUUUUGGUUAAUGUUCCACAUGAAUUAAGCCCUUAUGAGGAUUAUUUUAAAAUAUUUUCUGCCAUGUAGGGAAUUAAUAGUUUUUAGUGCAUAACUAUAUGUUAUCAUGUAUAAAACAUUUGUUUUAAGGCAUAGCUAUACCAAAUCAUGAGUAGUUUUAAAUUACUUUUUACUUACUAGCUCUGCAACAUCUUAUGUGGCUUUAUUUAUUUUUUUUUUUAACACUGAGCAUACCUCAUUUUCAAUAAAAAAUAUUUAAAAGAGAGAAAGGGAGAAGAGUCAGAAACACACAAAAACGUAAAGAAACAGUAAGAUACAUACACAUAGAUAAGCAUAGAAGCCCCUGGUGUUAGAGACAGAAAUUCAGAUAGAUCUGUGUUGACUGACACCCUAGUGUUGUUAUCUUAAUCUAGAGUGUUUUCUUAAAGACCUUAAGGGAGUUUGAGAUUUUUAUGACCAGAAGUUUACAUGAGCUUAUGAGGUAAAUGAUAAAAUACAAAUUAUCUUUCUAUCCACAGUAUCAGAAGAUUUUAUAGGCUACCUGGGUUGACAUUAAUUUUCUAAUCAUCACCUGAAAAGGUAAUUUUUCAGUGGCACAAUUUUAACUUUUUUCUGGUCCAUAAAACCAGCAGAGUAGAUAUAGUCAGUGUCCUAGAACUAUGUUUAAAAUCCAUGACAGCCUUCCCUCUGUGAAUCAACUUAACUCCCUUUUAUAUUGGUGAAACUUACAAAGCUAAAAUUCCAGAAAAAUUAAAAUUGGUGGACUGAAUGAUAGAUUCUCCUGCUCUGUGUAGCUGGGAAAUAGCUGGUUAAACUUCACCACAGAGGAUAGACCUAAAUUGUUUCUGAGAUGUUUAAAUUUUAAAUACUAGAUAGUCAAGGAUAACAAAAGAGAGAGGCUUCAGAACAGCCUUAUCUUUUUUUGAAUGCUGCCCUGCUAAAUUCUAAACUUCACAGGUAUUUUAGUAAAUUUAGUAAAUUUGGUUUGUGAAGCUUAGAAUUUAACUACAUACAGAAACUGUUUGAUCCCCUUCCUGACUGCUCACUUCUUCGGGUAUUUCCUGACAUCACAGUUCCUCAACAGGAUCCGAGUUCAGUCAGGAGGUAGCUCAAAGAGAAAUCCAGCUCAUUCUAAGGGCACAAAGGUUUUCUCUGGGUUAUCAGUGAGUUUAGGUGAAUUAUGAACUGAUAAGUAUUUCUUAAGGAGUGAAUGAAGAAAACCAGUGGGCAUUGUCUAAGGGGGUUGAGCUUCUGUCCUAGACAAGGAUGGGGAAGCCUUGUGGGGUCCGGGUUGACAUGUGUUAAGAGCAAAAUCUAAGUAGCUAUUGAUACAGAGUCAGUUGUAUUGGGAGUAGUUAAAACAAAUGUAUUGCUCUUUAGUGUCAGAGCUUCAUCUAAUCUUAUACUUAAAUCAUUUAAGUAAUUAUUCAAACUCAUACUGUCCUCAAAGACUUCAUCUCAUAGGAUGAAUACAAAUAUUAACAUUGAUUUCAUGUAUCUUAGGCUAUUCUAGAUAUAUUCCCUAGCCUUCUUCAAGUAAAAUCUUAUUUUUCUCAUUUAGAUAAAAAUUUUCCUGAUUUUUCUCUUCUGUUUUCUUUCCUACUUGCUCAGUCAUUAGUCAUUGACACAAAAAAGUGUGUAUAGCUAAAGGGUGGGAGUAAGUGUGCAUAUGAAUUGUGGUGUAGGGCAGCAGUUCAGGGCAGAGUCUGGAUGUGGCAAAAGUUUGCUUUUGGCUGACUGUCCAUGAUAGACAACAUUAACUUAAAGCAGAGAUAUAUCUACUUUUGUUGGGUGUUAAGAAAAGAGUGCUUAACUGUAUUUUUAUUCUUAUUCAUAAAGUUCCUUUUAAUAUUAGGAAUUCAAAGCAGAUGUUCUUUCCUUCAUCUUCACAGUGUUCUGUCUGUAAUAGGAAGUGGGAAAAUGAUUACUCCAUUUUAUAGGAAAAAAUCCCAAAACCUGGGUUCCAGAGAGCCAGUGAAUAGUGGUGUGGGGAAUGACCCCAGUUUUAUCUUUUUCAUUCAUUCAACAGGAAUAUUUUUAAAAUAGCUGUUUUAUGACUAACACUGUGCCCUGAGUGUAUUUUUUUAAGACAUGAUUCCUCACUAAGAAAAAUCUACCUUGUAUAAAAAAGUCCUUCCAGCAAAACCCUUUAGUUUUGACUACAUCAUUUGUAAAAUGGAGCUAUUAUCUUAGCCAUAUAGUAUGGUUUGCAUGAUGAUCACCAAACUCUUAAAACUGGAAAUGCCGUGUACACCUUAAUGUAUUGGGCAAGUACUAGACAGACAUUUCCCCUUUGGAUCAGCUUAGAAUUUUCCCUUCUUUCUAGAUCCCACAUAUAGUUGUUCUCUGGAGGAAAACAGACUGUUUCAGUAUUUGUCCUUAUUAGCCUAUUGUCAGAACUCAGUAUCUGAUAAGUGCAGUCUGCCUUAUAAGAAAACGAAAAUUUCUUGAUUUAUCUCUUGAGAUUAUUAUCUCUUUCUCUGAUUUUCUGAUUUCCCAUCUGUAAAGUGUCUAUAAGCAAUCCCCACCUCACAGGGGUGUUGUGAGGAUUUGUAUUAAAACUGUGUUAAGUUCUAUCAGUAUUAUUGGUAAAAACCAACCAUAUAAAGAAAACUACAUUCUACAUGUUUUCUGCAGCUAAACCUAUUAACUUUAGUAUUCCAACUCAUAAAUUCUAGAAUGUCUUAGAAGCAGUCAUGUACUAUUUAAUACUCAAUAAUUAAUUGGCAGAAUUCUUAUUUUUUGUUUACAAAUACUCUAGAAACAGCAGUGUUGCUAGAAUUCCUAUUCUACCUACCAUAGUUUAACCAUCAGUAUUUCUCUUCAGCCUUUAACAAGGAGGAUAUUAAUUCUUUGGUGUUAUUGGGAAUGAAACGUUGCCAAGUUCAACUUUAUUUACAGUUCCCCCAAACAUAUUGUUUACAUAUAGGAAAAGGAACAAGAGCAAUGGAGAAAAUACCAUUUUCAUUUCUUUGAUGUAGGUCAUCUAAAAAGUAGAUGGAGACCAGAAAUGUAGCAGGGCGAAUAACCGAGUAAUUCAUUAUGUUUUGUCAAAAUAGUAAGGCUUCACUUAAAACUGAAGGAAAUACAUAUUAAUCAUGGAAGAAGAUAGUCUGGAAAAUGUAUAAUUCCACUGAUGUUUAUUUGCACAGGCUAAUUCUUGAUGUUGUAACUCAGAUCCUUGAGAAGUAUCCAUUUUUUUGUAGUAAUUGAGGUAAAAAUAGGCCAUGUGAAGAAUUUUCAUAAUGUAACUUGUAUCUUUGUAUGUUUUAAACUAAAUGUAGCUCUAUGGUAUUUUAUUAUAAAUUUUUGAAUUCCUAAGAAUGAAAUCUGUACAUUUUUAUUCUUUGCUGUACUUAUGUGUUUGUAUGGUUGGACUUUUUUGAAAACUGGUAAGAUUCUAUAGUCCUAUGCCUGGCUGUCUUAAAUAUAAGGAAUUACAAACUGAUUUUUGUCUUCAAGACCUGGAAGAAUCCUUUGUGCUUCAGUGUAUAUCUGUGCCACACUUGAUUAAUUAGUAGAUAUUGCUCCAAUGCAAUUGAUGUUAACUGUCAUCAACUCUUCUAUUUUGUGCCAAAUAAAGUCAUUUAGUCAGAUUAAAUAAAAUAUCAACUUAAAAUACUUCAAAGAAACUUGUAUUUCAAAAACCUGGACAAAAAAAAAAGGCAAAAGGGAAUUCCUUGGCGGUACAGUGGUUAGGAGUCUGCACUUUCACUGCCGAAGGCCUGGGUUUGAUCCCUGGUUGGGGAAUUAAGAUCGCACAAGCUGCACAGCACGGCCAAAAAAAAAGAAAAAAAACCCAAAAACUUGUACAAUGAAAAAGGGCCCCUGAAGAAAUCUUCAAAGUACUAGUAAUAGUAACACAUAAUACAGGAGACUGAAAUCAAUAAUAUAUUGUAUGGUUAAACUCUUCCACCUAAUGUAUUGGAAGUUUGCUUCAGAAACAUUAUUUCAGAAAGUUUCGUAUUCUCCAUUUGGAAUGAAAACUGUGAAUUUCAUGUAUUUUAUCAUGACAAAUAAAUUAAUGUGACUUGAUCAUAAACAAAACCUUUUAUUA